GGUAAGAGAUGCCACGUAUUCAGGCCCUUGCUUUAAGAUCUUGUUGUCACCAGUGCGAGCGAAGCCUUUCCAAUUUCCCCAUCAAAACCAUGUAUUCCACUGGCUGCCACGGUCAUUUUGUUAGCUACAGUCCAUACUCCGAACUACAAUCUUUCCAGUAGAUGGGGCCUUUGUCCUGUGCAACAAACUUUGGAUGUCGAGUGCGGCAGACAUUGCAGCACACCUUGGGAGCGAUUAUCCUCUACGGCCUUUUCUGGGGAACAAAGCAAGCUGCAUUUCUUGGACUUGCAACGCCAGGGCCGGUUUACAAAGGUGUCCUUUCUGGGGCUCCACGCCAUCAGUGGGCUUGCAGACUCCGAAGCCUCCAAAGAUCAGCAGUGGUUGAAGUUGGGCCAGCAGAACUGGAAGCAAGUAUACGCGGAGGAGGUGCUGUGAUUCUGGACAUCUUUGCUAUUUGGUGCGGGCCCUGCAAACUGCUAGAGCCAGCUUUGGACAAGUUGGCUGAGCAACUAUGCGAUGGCAAGUUUGACAGAGAUGGCUUUCCAAGUCCUCAAGUGCUGCGUAUGGACAGUGACCUGCACCCUGGCAAGGCAACUGAGAUGAGAGCGGAGGGUUUGCCAACAGUCAUCUUUUUCAACAAAGGUGUUGAGGUUGGCCGGCUUGAAGGCGCAGUUGGUCUCAGAGCACUUGAAGACAAUGCUGCAAGACUGCUUGGCCUGGCAGAGCUUUCAGGUGGCCCCACUGGAGUGAAAUUGAACUCUAUGGAGGACGUUGAGCUGAGUGUUCAAAUGGAAGACGUGGUUUUGCUCGGUGUCUUCGGCGGUGGACAGUACGAACAAGAAUCUGCAGCUUUGGAUGCCACCCUUCAACUGCUUCAAUCUCAAGUAGGUGACCAGCUGAUUUCCACGGUUGAUGCAUCCAGACUUCCAGGAUUGGUUCGCAGCCUUCAGCUUGGUGGUUUGCCUGCUGUGGUGCUGUUCCAGGACGGCUCUAAGGUCAUGCAGUUGGAGGGGGUUGACGCAGCUACCGUCACGGCGGAUGAGCUUCAAGAGGCAUUGGAAGCCGCCCGAAAUGGACUUGUGUCCUGAAUGCGUGUCUCGCAAUGUGGGAAGCUUUCUGAAACAGCAUUGAGGCUACAAAGG
This is a messenger RNA of Cladocopium goreaui, 1142 nucleotides long. Lineage: Eukaryota; Dinophyceae; Suessiales; Symbiodiniaceae. The record is from the annotation of a GenBank genome assembly.